CCCUUUGGUGCCGUCUAGCUGGGAACUGUUACUGGACCCGUCUCUUUGGGUCUUUUUGCCGGAAGUUGGGAAGUUGGGAAGUUCGGGAAAGAUCGCGAUGCGGGAAAAUCUUUUUGGUGUUGCUGAAGGAAUUAGACGGAAAGUAAGCAAGAGGAAUGAUGGAAAGUUUGGUUAUUAUAAGAUGAUCGUGUCCGACGACGGUUGUGAUACCCUUUUUGUUUCUUCUAUCAUCAGCAUCAAGCAUCAGCAUCAGCAUCGAUAUCAAAUAAGCAAUAGAUCCUAGAUCUUAGAUCUCAUAUCUUCUUCUUCACCACUACCACCAAAACAACAUCCACUCAACUUACUUACACUCCUCUCCUCGACCAAUCACCACGUCGGUAUCGCACCACGAACACACAACUCUCACACUCCAAACCUUUCGAGUAACAUCACACAAACACACCACCGCAACAACAACCACCAAGUCAUAAUCAAUCAAAAUGGUCUCUCCCAUCCUCGCCCGCUCCGCCUUCCGCGCUGCCACUCAGGCCACUUCUCGCAACGCUGCCGUCCAAGGCACUCGCCAGUUCUCCGUCAUGCAAACCAUGCGCCAAUGGGCUCGCCGCAUGGAGUUGCACACCCCUUACGAGCGCAUCCCCACUGAGACGGGCGCUGCUGGUGCCGACUGGGGUGCUUCCUUUAAGAAGCUCGCUGGUCAAGCUGCUGUCUACCCCCUCGUCGCUGGUACCCUCCUCGGUUGGCCUUUGAUUGCCAAGACGGUGCUUGAUGGUCGUAUCUAAGGAUACGCUCAUAUAAAAGCUUCACUACCUAGUUACACUGCACACAUACUUUUUUGCAUUUUCUUUUUUGCUUUCUUCAAUUUGUAUGUACCAUUUGGCGGUUGGGAUUUCUCUCUCUUGGUUUUUCAUGAAGGAUGGCGUUCAGGAGGAGGUAGGAAGGAGGCAGGCAGGCAGGCAGGCAGGCAGACAUGAUUUGACAUUUCGAUAUACCAACGGGCAGAGCAGUUUUACCUCAAUUUGUUGGUUGAAAAGACGGAUUGUGAGCCUACAUUACCUGUUCUACUAGAUAAAAGAGGAUUAUAUAAACCAGUGCGGUAAAGGGCAUGAAAUUCAAAAUUUGAUUCUGAGAAACCUUUUGCCUUCCACUAGCUAGGUAUAGUGUACUCAUGGUUUUGAUUUGAACUCGAAAUUGGACUUUGGCUUUAUCAUUGCUGCAUUGCUUCCUUGAUCGAUGUAUCCGGGAGGAAAAGGUUCGAGCCUUGAUCAACCAUUGCUCCCUUCCUAUCACAUGUUCGGAAAAGGUGACUGAGU
Molecule: messenger RNA, 1310 nt
Organism: Neurospora crassa OR74A
Lineage: Eukaryota; Fungi; Ascomycota; Sordariomycetes; Sordariales; Sordariaceae
Exons: 2
Coding region: 480-779 (99 amino acids)
Source: RefSeq, a predicted model, not a curated record